Candida tropicalis MYA-3404 is the source of this 1698-nucleotide messenger RNA. It is a transcript of the gene SAS10, whose product is annotated as rRNA-processing protein. Bases 1 to 1698 code for a protein of 565 amino acids. Gene Ontology annotation, cellular component: small-subunit processome; nucleolus. NCBI's taxonomy places the organism in Eukaryota, Fungi, Ascomycota, Pichiomycetes, Serinales, Debaryomycetaceae. The record is from RefSeq and is a predicted model, not a curated record. The transcript has a single exon. Gene Ontology annotation, biological process: maturation of SSU-rRNA from tricistronic rRNA transcript (SSU-rRNA, 5.8S rRNA, LSU-rRNA).
AUGGCUAGAAGAAGUAAAAUUGAUGAAGAUAAUGAUUCUGACUUAGAUGAAGUUGAUGCCUUCAAUGCUAAUAGAGAAAAAAUCUUAUUAGACCAAGCCGGAGAAUAUGGUCGUCAGAGAGACUACGAUGAUGAUGAUUCGGAAGAAGAAGUCAUGAAUAUAGAAGACGAUAGUGAUGAUGAAGUAGAACAACAAGGCCAAUCAGAUGAUGGAGAAGAAGAAGAAGAGGAGGAGGAGGAAGAGGAUGAAGAAGAAUAUGAAGAAAAAGGAUGGGGUGGUAGAAAGAAUUAUUAUGGUGGAGAUGAAAUUAGUGAUGAUGAAGAUGAAGAUGCUAAACAAAUGACAGAAGAAGCAUUACGUCAACAAAAGAAACAUUUGCAAGAAUUACAGAUGGAUGAUUAUUUAGAUGAUGAUAUGCAAUUAGAUUGGCAAAAGAAAGCUGAUGUUUAUGAUAAUAAAGAAUCAGAAAAUAAUAAAUCAACUAUUGAAAUUCUUAAAACUGAUAAUUCAUUUGAAAAUUUAAAUGAUGAUGAUAAAUUAAAAAUUUUGAAACAAUCAUUCCCUGAAUUUAUCCCAUUAUUAAAAGAAUUUACUGAAUUAAAAUCAAAAUCUCAAGAUUUUUCCAAAAUUGAUAAAAAUGAAAUUAUAAGUAUUAAAAUUGUUGCAUUAAAUGCUUAUUUAGCAGCAUUGGCUUCAUAUUUUGCUAUAUUUAUUGAUAAUUUGAGUAACAAUAAUCAAGACGAUGCAUUUAUUUCAAUGAAGGACAAUCCAAUUAUGGAAACGAUUUUAAGUUCAAGAGAAAUUUGGAGACAAGCUAAUGAAUUACCUGAAGAUGCUGAAUUGCCUGAAAAACAAGAAGAAGAUGUUCAUGAAGAAGUAUACGAAUUCGCCUCUAGUGAUAUUGAUGAAGAUGCAUUUGUUGAUGCUAAAGAAGAACAAUCUGGUAGUGAAGAUAUUGACGAUGAUGAUGAUGAUGAUAAAGAAGAAGAAUCAGAAGAAGAUGAUAACCUUGAUAUUGAUGUUAAUACAGAAAGAAAAAUCAAACGUAUUAGUAUGAGACAUGGUGAUGAUUUCACAGAAGGCGAUAUUGAAGAUAUUGAUAUGGAAGAUAAACAACGUCGUAAGAAGACAUUAAGAUUCUAUACUUCUAAAAUUGAUAAAGCAGCCGCUAAGAAAGAACAAUUGUUUACUGGUGAUAUGGAUGUUCCAUACAAAGAAAGAUUGUUUGAAAGACAACAAAGGUUAAUCGAAGAAGCUAGACAAAGAGGUUUAGAUAAAAGAGAUAUUGACUUACCAGAUGAAGAACUUAAUAGUGCAAAUGUUGAUGAUGAUGACGAUGAUGGCUAUUAUCAAAGCGUUAAACAAAACAAAAUCCAAAAGAAACAAUCUAGAAAAUCUGCUCAUGAAGCAGCUGUUAAAGCAGCUAAAGAAGGCAAAUUGGCUGAAUUACAAGAAGGUCUUGGUGAAGAUGGUAAGAGAGCUAUUAAUUAUCAAAUUCUUAAGAACAAAGGUCUCACGCCUCAUAGAAAGAAGGAAUACAGAAACUCUAGAGUUAAAAAGAGAAAACAAUAUGAAAAGGCACAAAAGAAACUUAAAUCUGUUAGACAAGUUUAUGAUUCUAGCAAGAGUUCUGCUCCAUAUGGUGGUGAAACUACAGGUAUUAAAAAAGGUUUAUCAAGAUCUGUCAAAUUGGUUUAA